AUGCAGCUCCCGAAGCUCACGCCUCUGCAAUCGAGGCUUCUGGCCUCUGUAAUUGCAACCUGUUUCCUCGUGUUGAUAUGGAUCUCGUUCCAGCCACACCACUUCGUCUACGCUGCCGAACUCAAUCCGCUACCCCUCACCCCGGAAGUUCAGACACAUGUCGAGCAGUCAAUAUCUCCUUUUAUACCAAAUGGGCAGAUAGUAGAAUUGGAAGAGGAAGGGGGUGGAUAUGAACCAGACUUUGCAUACUUUGACCGGAAUCUGAUAGGCAGGGCAGCGGAUGGGGUCGAUGCGCUCACGAACAAUGUGAAGAAAGGCAUGGAUGCGAAUCCAGGAACGACGCAUAAUUUCGUGCUGGAGAAGAGUCAGGUUCAGGCUAAGAAGUCGGCCCCUGGAUCGGGCUUCCCUUCGCCGCUGGAUGGGCGGGGUGUGGAGAAUGCAUCGAAGAGGGGUAUUUCGGGGGAUUUCGAUAGCCCCGAGGGUGAAGAGGAGGCAGAACUGAUAGAGAUGGAGAAGAGGCAGAGCGGGAACAAGCCCUCGACCAACAUUAGUAUUGUCACCAACGAACCGCCGCAACUCAUCCUCUAUGUUUCGACGUCGACGAAUAAUCAGAAACCAGGUCCGAAGGCGGAGAAUGACCUGGCUACUCCACCUAUCCCCUUCGUGGGCGGACAUGUCAAUUUCAGUAUCCAGGCAGAUUCGGACGUCUAUAUUGGUGUGAGUGCGCCCUCAUUGACCACAGGCUGGACCGGAAACUGGCACUACGAAGUCGCCGCUAGCAUUGACGGAUACUACCACAGCUACAACGACACCUCCCCUUUUCUAUGGUUGAUCGACACAGAUGCUAACUCGGCUCUUUUCAUCACCUACAAUCUUACCAAGGAGAACUCUUCGGAGGAAGUCAACAAGCAAUGGAUGGAUAUGAAAACACCGUUCACCAUGUACGCCUUUGCUAAAAACGACUGGGGCAAGACGGGCGCUGGGCUAGAGAGGUCGUUCUGUGGGCUGCAAGAGCAGUUUAACAAGGCGGCAAAUAUAACCGUCUCAAGCGACAUGACAAAAAGAUAUGGUGGAGGUGGUCGACCGAAAGCCCAGCUCCAUGUUCAGGGACUCACUAGUGGCGCGACGUAUGUGGGUUUCUUGGCCAUGGAUGGAAAUGGAACGACGGAAGCGCUUAAUGUGCCUGGAAACGCUGUCCCACAAGCGGGAGGUCGAGUUUGGAAACAGUUCGAGUGGACCACUAAAGCGCGUACAUCUUGCCAAGUAAUCUUCAACCUAAAAUUCUGCACCGAUGUCGCCUAUGCCGUCCCCUCAAAUCCUAAAUUCACCAACAACAUGACAGGCCUCGCCUCGCUCUACGACAGCCAAGCCUCAGCCUACUUCCAGAACUUCACAAACUCGCUCCAGCAGGUCGCCUGCGACACCACGGGCACCGCACAAUAUUCCCUCGCACGCACCUGCCAAGACUGCUCCGACGACUACAAACAAUGGCUCUGCUCAGUCCUCAUGCCCCGCUGCGAAGACUGGAACGCCACAAACCCCUGGCUCAUAGACCGCAACAUCGGCAAUCCCUUUCCCCAGGACGGAUCGUUACAAGCAGGCACGUUGGCGUACGCGAAUAACAUGACGAAAAACUUCAACGACACAUUCCGCCAGCGUCUCGCAUUCAACACGAGUCGAAACCCCAUGAUCGACGAGGUAAUUCAGCCGGGGCCGUACAAGGAGUUGCUGCCCUGUGAGGAUCUGUGCUUUGAUAUUGUCAGGAGUUGUCCCGCGCAGCUGGGGUUUGCAUGUCCGGAUGGUGCGAAUCGGUAUUCGACGUAUGGGCGGCGGAGGAGCGGGAGUCUGAAUUUGACCUGUAACUUCCCGGGCGCGGUGGUGAAUUUGAACGUGUUUAGGGGCGCGGCGGGGGUAGGGAUGGGGGGUAGCAGCAACAGGUCGCUGGGGCAUGUUUGGAAAUUGCUUCUUUGGCGUUGA
This is a messenger RNA of Lindgomyces ingoldianus, 1977 nucleotides long. RefSeq lists its product as uncharacterized. Gene Ontology annotation, molecular function: calcium channel activity; protein binding. The transcript is spliced from 4 exons. Lineage: Eukaryota; Fungi; Ascomycota; Dothideomycetes; Pleosporales; Lindgomycetaceae. Gene Ontology annotation, biological process: calcium ion import across plasma membrane. The record is from RefSeq and is a predicted model, not a curated record. The coding region runs from base 1 to 1977 and encodes 658 amino acids.